Messenger RNA from Symbiodinium sp. CCMP2592, 486 nucleotides. Lineage: Eukaryota; Dinophyceae; Suessiales; Symbiodiniaceae. The record is from the annotation of a GenBank genome assembly.
AUGGCCGAAGGGGACAGGGUCGGCAUAGGUGGACGGAUCACCACCAAGCAAAGCAUGGCGUGGUUCGCUGAAACCUGGAGCAUGGAGGAGGUCAGGCUCGCCUUCCUCAUCAAAGACGCCCAGAAGUACAUUGCCUGCUUCGAGACCCUAGCCCAGCUGGCCUUAGCCAUGACUGCCCGAGAACGCCACGCCUUCUCGCAAUUCUCAGUCUGCUUGCCUUCGCAGAGCGACAACACCCCCUCAGAAGCAGGAGUCAACAAGCUGACAAGCUAUUCAGCUAUUCACUACCAGGUGUCCCAUGUGGCAGGGGCACAUAAUCAGUGGGCGGACGACCUCAGCCGAGGACGUCUCCAAGCCUUCAGCCAUAGACCGCAGGAGCGGGUGCGGAUCACCCUGAACCGCCUUGCAUCAGCAGCCUCCCAGGCCACUUGGGCCGGAGACCCGGGGUCCUCUGACUCUAGCCCGCUCAUGCCUCGGCCCGGCUGA